Brassicogethes aeneus is the source of this 1073-nucleotide messenger RNA. The record is from the annotation of a GenBank genome assembly. Lineage: Eukaryota; Metazoa; Arthropoda; Insecta; Coleoptera; Nitidulidae.
CGGCUGCCGACGUCUCACUUCGACGCCCGCCGUCCUUUUGUGUGUGUGGUCAAAUUGAAAUUAAAUUUUUUGAUUAAUCGUCAAAUCUCGAACAAAUUGGACUUUCCAGGAUGUCAGGCAGAACCCUUUUGAGUAGACCGCGCACACGCGUCUACGACGCCAACUACAACAUCGGCGAGAGCUACUACAAGUCCGCCAUCGACCGUCUGGACCGGAAGUACUCCGGCAGGCCGCUCAGCCCGGCCAAGGAAUCCCCGAUGGCCGCCGACAUUGCGGAACGCCACGCGGCUGCGUUCGCCGACGAGGACCUCAGCACAUCUAGGAGGCGCGCCGGGAAGCUCAUAAACGAAGAUCACGUGUUCGACUCGCGCGGCGGACGCAUCGGACGUCGCACCUACGACGACGAUGUCGACAACGAGACUUCCGCCGCGUUGCGCAGGAUCCGCGCCAACAAAAAAGUAUCCAUCAUCGACGACGUCGACCUGGAAAGCACCAGCAACAAUAUCAAGACCUUCCGCAUGCUGGACCGCUCGGAGAAGAUGCUCAACUCUGUGGGCAUCAACGAGAACUCGCGAAGAACCCUCGACGAGGACAUAAUCAUCAAGCGCCGCGCCGCGGCCAACUCUGCCGCGAGCGAGGAGGCCGGAAGUCUAGAAAAAUGGACUUCGAUGGCGCCGGUGGCCGAGGAGGUGCACAGCGCCGCGGCGCUGCGCGUCAAGGCGUCCAGGGAGCGGCUCAGCGGCCUGGAGGACGAGAUGGCCGCCAUGGCCGAGAAGCAGGCCGCCAGGGAGCGCAGGGUUGCCAGACUUAAGGCGCUGGUGGCGGAGAACGAGUCGGAAGACUCGUCCGACGUUGUCGAGUCGUCGGUCAGCGUGAGCGCGCGCAAGGAAAGAAAGUCUGUUAGGUUUUAAUCGAUUUUUGUAAGUGUUUUUUUUAGUUAAGUCGAGAGGGUUUUUGCAAGUUUUAUCGUUUACUUUUUCGUACUCGCUAAUGUGUCGCAUUUCUAUUUAAUCUGCUUACACCUUAUGUAUAUAUGUAUAUUAUAAUCCUAAAUAAAGUUAGAUUGUUUUAAA